AUGUCCUCAUCUCCGGCUCCGGUGUCCCCACCGGCGACAAACACCACAUCGCCCCCGCCCGCCGCGUCGACCACUACCUCGCCGCCGCCAUCCACUUCUCCACCACCACCAGUAGCCUCAUCUCCGCCGCCGGCAUCUUCUCCUCCACCACCCGUAGCGCCAGUGGCUUCUCCGCCUCCGCCGUCGACUCCAGCUCCAUCGACAUCUCUCUCGCCUCCACCACCGGCCAACGCGUCGUCGCCUGCCUCAUCUCCGCCUCCACCGUCCGCCUCCACGACUCCGAGCCCGCCUCCGCCUACCGGGACCUCCACGACCCCAUCGCCACCGCCUCCGUCGUCCUCGAGUUCUCCGUCGCCGCCGUCAUCAUCGACCACCCCAUCGACGCCGUCGAGUUCAUCAUCGAGUGUAUCGACAGGGCUUGUAGUUGGGAUUGCCAUAGGUGGUGUUGCGAUCCUUGUGAUUUUCAGCAUUUUGUUCGUAUGCUGCAGAAAGAAGAAGAGAAGAGAUCAUGAUUACUAUAUUCCACCACGACCACAUGGCCAUAAAGAUGACCCUUAUGGUCGCCCACCGCAGCAUUGGCAACAUAACAUUCCACCACCUGCAGAUCAUGUGGUCACAAUGCCACCACGAAAACCCUCUCCACCACGAAAACCCUCUCCUCCACCUGCAGUUGCAUCACGACCUCCACUCUCACCGGUGCGUCCUCCUACACCCCCACCUCCUCCGCCACCGCCUCUCAUGAGCAGCAGUGGAGGUUCUGGAUCCAACUAUUCAGGGGGUGAACCACUGCCACCACCUUCCCCCGGCAUGUCUUUAGGUUUUUCAAAGAGCACGUUCACAUAUGAAGAAUUAGCAAUGGCGACAGAUGCAUUUUCAAAUGCCAACCUCCUUGGACAAGGUGGUUUUGGGUAUGUGCACAGAGGAGUCCUUCCAAAUGGGAAAGAAGUUGCAGUUAAGCAGCUGAAAGCAGGAAGUGGUCAGGGGGAACGUGAAUUUCAGGCCGAGGUUGAGAUCAUUAGCCGAGUGCACCACAAACAUCUUGUAUCAUUAGUUGGAUAUUGCAUCGCUGGAUCCCAAAGAAUGCUUGUUUAUGAGUUUGUUCCAAACAACACCUUGGAGUUCCACUUACAUGGAAAGGAUAGACCUGCCAUGGAUUGGCCCACGAGACUGAAAAUUGCUCUAGGGUCUGCAAAAGGACUGGCAUAUCUGCAUGAGGACUGCCAUCCUAAGAUCAUACACCGUGACAUUAAGGCAGCUAAUAUAUUGCUGGAUUUUAACUUUGAGGCAAAGGUUGCAGAUUUUGGACUUGCAAAGUUUACUUCUGAAACCAACACUCAUGUAUCCACCCGAGUGAUGGGAACUUUUGGAUACUUGGCUCCAGAGUAUGCUGCUUCAGGAAAACUUACAGACAAGUCCGACGUUUUCUCAUUUGGGGUCAUGCUUCUGGAGUUGAUUACUGGGCGCCGACCUGUUGACUCAAGUCAAUCUUUCAUGGAUGAUAGCUUGGUAGACUGGGCGAGGCCAUUGCUCACACGGGCUUUGGAAGAUGGAAACUUUGAUACCCUUGUUGAUCCACGGUUGCAAAGGGAUUACAACAACAAUGAGAUAGCUCGCAUGGUUGCUUGUGCUGCUGCUUGUGUACGUCAUUCAGCACGACGUCGGCCACGAAUGAGCCAGGUCGUACGGGCCUUAGAAGGAGAUGUAUCCUUGUCUGACCUUAAUGAAGGAAUCAGACCUGGACACAGCACAGUCUACAGUUCUUAUGGUGGCAGCACAGACUACGACACCAGCCAAUACAACGAAGACAUGAAGAAAUUUAGGAAGAUGGCUCUGGGAACGCAGGAGUACGGAAGCAGCGAGUACAGUGGAUCAACUAGUGAAUAUGGUUUGAAUCCGUCUGGCUCAAGUAUCGAACAAACCACUCGAGAAAUGGAGAUGGGAAAGAUGAAGAAAGACAGUCGUGGUUUCAGUGGAAGCUCAUGAAAACUGAUACCCUGCUGUAAAAACCCCGUUUGCCCUAAUUUUUAUAUGGUAACUCGUUUGUUGAUUUGAUUGCAAAAAUGGCAUGUCUGGUAUGAGCUAACAUACAUUUUUUUUUUUUUAAACUGUUUUUUCCCCCUAAAAGAAUGGUUUUUCCUUGUAUCUAUUAGGUAUAUAAAACAAUAAUUGAGAUACUUGUUAUAUUCAUUUAUUUAAUGUUUGAAUGACAGAUAGCUUUGAUUUGGUGGUUCAAA
Molecule: messenger RNA, 2234 nt
Organism: Camellia sinensis
Lineage: Eukaryota; Viridiplantae; Streptophyta; Magnoliopsida; Ericales; Theaceae
Product: proline-rich receptor-like protein kinase PERK15
Biological process (GO): protein phosphorylation
Molecular function (GO): protein kinase activity; ATP binding
Source: RefSeq, a predicted model, not a curated record